AUCUUGCUUCUUUCUUCAACGUCUUUCGACUCUGACGAAGAUUAGCCUUUCGGACAAGAGCUUCUAGGUCGUGCUAUGAUUAACUCUCUCAUGAUGUCUGGGUCGCUGGCGCCUAUCCCGUCCACUCGCAUCGAACCCAGCUGCGCCGAGACCCAUCACCUCGUCACUAUUCUGGGACCCCGGCGCUUGCAGACCAGUGGCCCUGCAGCAGAAGCAGAAGAGGUAUUUUAGGCAGCAUCCAGCGCUUACGCUGUAUGAGCUCUUGAUUGGCCUUAUCUAAUUCAGUAUGCGGAUCUCAAAGGAGGGCAUCCUUUGUCUGUAUCUCGUUGUUUAAUCUUCCUCCAAGCCCAUCAAUGGAAUCACCUCUCAUCGAUGCUCCGUCUUUGUCAAUUCAUCUUCUUGCUAUAGCUGCCUUAACCUGACAUCGACCAGCCUUCUGUUCUUCUUCCUUUCAAGGACGACUACCCUGCAACUUGCGCCCGCGAGGAGCUAUUAACAUAGCCAGUAUGGCGAGAGCAACUUUCGCUGAUCUAGUAUAUGGGAAACCUCCAUUACUGUUCCUCGUAUCAGUAAUAUCUGCAAUGAUCACGCCGAACCAUGCCUUCCAUUUGGCACUACGGGAUUUAGACAGAUGUCCAAGUUCAUACCAGAAAUGUGGAGCUGCUGGGCUGCCAGGCUCAUUUUGCUGUCCUUCUUCCUCAACCUGCAUUAGCCUAGACAAUGCAAGCUCGGCCAUAUGUUGCCCUAAGGGUCAAACGUGCACAUACAUUGAACCCAUCAAUUGCGACGUACAGCUGCAAAAUGCUACCCUUCACCCAACAAACCCGGUCAAGACCAUCAGACUCGAUGAUCGGCUGCCCAAGUGUGGCAAUUCAUGCUGUCCGUUCGGAUAUAAAUGCAAAGGAAACAAGCUGUGUGAGAUGGACAACAAGAUCUCCUCCACUACAGCCCUCGGUGAGAAUCCUACAUCGACAACCACUGGGACAUCGUCAAUAGUUUCAGUGUCAUCCACGGUAUCAGAUGUUUUACCCACAACUGAUCAAUUGAAGCCAACAACACUAUCGCCCUCUGAUGCGAAUUCAGCUUCCAACUCCCCCAUGACCGAAGCGAAUUCGACCUCAACUUCGGUUCCAGCAGCAUGUCCUUCAUUUCCAACUCAAGCCAUUAUAGCCGGCUUUUUCCCGGGGGCUAUCUUUGGAGCCGUACUUGCCUCGGCGGCAAUGUUCUGCUGGAGAAGACGUCGAAAUGGGCGCAAUAACGCUCACGGGAAGCGUCCUUGUCAUGAUAGCGCAUACAACAAUACACCAUUCAGCAUAUCUCAUCCCAUUCCAUCCGAAGAGAGCUCCUACCGUACUGACUUCCUCCUUGGUCGCUCCCGCCGGAGCUCCUCACGCUCAGUGCUCCACCGCACAGGAACUAGGGUCAAGAGUCUAUUCGGCCCGACCCCCAAAACCGCCGUCCAUGACAUGGAUAAUAUACCCAAGGUACCCGUUACUCCACCGCCGCAGGUCAAACGGCAACUCAGUACCGAGAGUAUCAGGGUAUACACUCCUCCAGGUGGGCUUCCGGGCACAGGGUCGCAGAAACGAGGGCAUUACAUUUCGAUUGAACCGGACAAGGGUUUUGUGGAGAUGUUUGAUCGGGUCGGAUUCAUGAAUAAAAAAGGUGAUCCAUGCUUCAAGGUAGCCGAGUCUCCUGAAGCAAGUAGAACCAACCUACCAACGACACGGAAUGUAUAAUAAUCAGGUUUCUUUUGCUUAUCAUUUUGCUUUUCUCGUGUAUGACUUCUCUUAGCAAAUAAAUAAGGCGCACCGGUGUCUGAAGUUAUUUUCUAUCUGAACGCUUUGGCUUACUCUGACAUUUUGGCCUGCUUCGUUAUAAUUCCGCUGUACUUGA
Molecule: messenger RNA, 1896 nt
Organism: Aspergillus pseudonomiae
Lineage: Eukaryota; Fungi; Ascomycota; Eurotiomycetes; Eurotiales; Aspergillaceae
Exons: 1
Coding region: 507-1739 (410 amino acids)
Source: RefSeq, a predicted model, not a curated record